AUGCCUAAAAUUUGGAGAGAAGAAGAAUCUAAUAGAAUUCUUUGGAAUCAAUCUAUACCUCACUUAUAUGAUAAUAAUAAUAACUCUAAUUAUGAUACCAAUAUAUCAAAUUCCAUUGAAAAUAUAUUUCAUAUAGAGUCCCAGGUUUUAGAUAGGAAUAGUGCUUAUUUCAUGUCUCAAAGAGUUACCUCUAUGGAUCUGCAAAGCGAUAAUGUAUCUGAAGAACAAACACAACCAAAUAAGCAGACAAAAACAAAAAUUAGAAGCUCUACUUUUAUAGAUAAUACUUCGAAAAGAAAGGCAAAUCUUGAAAAAUUAAUAAAAGAUACUAAUAAAUUAGCACCUAUAAAUCCAUCUUUGUCUCAGUAA
Messenger RNA from Cetraspora pellucida, 369 nucleotides. The record is from the annotation of a GenBank genome assembly. NCBI's taxonomy places the organism in Eukaryota, Fungi, Glomeromycota, Glomeromycetes, Diversisporales, Gigasporaceae.